CCAAAGAACUGGGAAACCUCCUGAAGUAAAAAAAAAAAAAAAAAAAAAAAAAAAAAAAAAAUCAAUGGAUUCUCUGUCCUCUGUAUCUCCCUCAAUCAUGCUACCUCCCGUACGCCACCAUCUCAACACUCCUCUUCUCAAUUCCUUUCCUUCUCGGUGCUACAAUCGCCCCGUCCUCUCACCUCCUUUGUCUUCCAAUUCUUCGCUUUUGCAGAGGCGGAGGCGGAAUGUUUGGGUGUUGCGCGCUAAAUCGACCGGCAGCUCCGACGGUGGAGCCGUAUUUAACGGUGGUGGUGAGGGAGGGAGUGAUGAUGAUGAUGAUGCAGAGGUAGAAGAAGCUUUGCAAUUGGAUGGGACUAUUCCUGGAACUUCCGAUGAGUUUGUGAAGCAGGUUUCGUCUCGUGCUUAUGGUAUCCGCCGCCAUCUCCACCAGUCUCUCGAUUCCAGUAGUUACGAUGUUCUGGAUGACAAUCCUUGGAGGGAUACGUCAAAACCUGUGUAUGUCCUAACCCAGAAGGAAAACCAACUGUGCACAAUGAAAACUCGAAGGAGCCGCAGUGAAGUUGAAAGGGAGCUUGGUUUAUUAUUUUCAAAGGGGCGCAAAUUUGGUUCAGACUUUGGCAAUCAGACCAAGCAAUCAAGAAAUGGCAAUAAAUUUCAAAUGGUUGUGGAGGACGUGAGGGAGGGAAUACUUAUAUUUGAAGACCAAAAUGAAGCAGUAAGAUACUGUGACCUGAUGCAAGGCGGGGGUCAAGGUUGUGAAGGUGUUGCAGAGAUAGAAGCAUCUUCUGUUUUUGAUCUCUGCCGAAAGUCAAGAGCUCUGGUUGUUCUAUUCCGCAGAGGCAGGACACCACCUCAACCCGAGAGCUUGCAACUUAACUUGAGAGCUCGAAAGCGAUCCCUUGAAGACUAACAUGGUUCACCUGUGCAGAAUUGUAUAGAAAAACAGGUAUUUGAAAGCGGGAUACAAGAACAUAGUGUAGUAAUACAGUAAUUGUAAUGUAUAUAGUAUACACAACUAAAAGUCAUACAUCAAUGUAAUUGCAUACUUGUAAAUGUUAUCUUUGUCGUCAUUGAUUCUCUUCUCUAA
Molecule: messenger RNA, 1090 nt
Organism: Spinacia oleracea (spinach)
Lineage: Eukaryota; Viridiplantae; Streptophyta; Magnoliopsida; Caryophyllales; Amaranthaceae
Exons: 5
Coding region: 65-913 (282 amino acids)
Source: RefSeq, a predicted model, not a curated record